UACUUAUUAAUCUGUGAGUGAAGACAAGUGAACGUGUAUUGUUUUCGUGAUAUUUCAAGAUAAGCUAUCGAAAGUUAUUUUGGUAUUUAAUUUACAGUGAUUAAAAUUUCGAGUUUUUAAAAUGGCUCCUAGUAUUCAAACAUUUGUCAACAGUUUUCAGAACCGACUGGAACCUCCAGUCCGCCAACAUCUGAAAAAUGUGUAUGGGGCGCUCACAAUGACAUGUGCCUCUGCCUGUGCAGGAGUGUAUGUUGACUAUGCUAUAUUCCAAGCUGGAAUUAUCUCUGCUAUUGCCGGAAUCGGCUUCAUGCUGAUGCUCCUCGCCACACCUGAUGACUAUGGCAAGAACACAAACAAGCGCCUUGCAUACCUCUUGGGAUUUGGGUUAACAUCAGGUAUGGGUUUGGGCCCAUUGCUGGCCAUUGUCAAUGCAAUCAAUCCUGCCAUCAUUGUGACCGCACUCAUGGGCACAACACUGGUGUUUGUCUGCUUCUCCAUUGCCGCUAUGCUGGCUGAGCGAGGCAGCUGGCUGUUCCUUGGAGGCACCCUGGGAACUCUGGUGUCUUCUAUGGCUAUUAUGAGCCUUUUCAACAUCUUCAUGCAGUCACGAAUUCUGUACCAGACCCACCUGUACCUCGGCCUGCUGAUGAUGUGCGGAUUCGUGCUGUUCGACACUCAGCUCAUCAUUGAGAAGCGUCGCCUUGGCAACAAGGACUUUGUGCAGCAUGCCCUUGAACUGUUCAUUGACUUCAUUGGCAUCUUCCGCAGGUUGCUCAUCAUCUUGACACAAAAGGAGGAGCAGGAUCGUCGCCGCAAGCGUGAAUAAAUUAUGAACAUUUUAUAAGCAGUUUACAGAAAUUAAAUGUCCAGUAGCACUAAUGUGCAUGAUAAUUAACUUCAUUGAACCACCCACCUUUACAGUUAACAAGAAAAGUGGCACUGUGUGCAUUAGUGUUACCAGGCAAAAGGGAUUGUUGGUUUAUAUAAUAACACUAAUGUGUUACUUUCAAACUUAUAUGAGUAUAUAACUAUUUAUUUUGUUGGUAAAUUUAAGAGGUCGUAAAUAAAUCAUUUGGAACAGUA
This is a messenger RNA of Leguminivora glycinivorella, 1083 nucleotides long. It is a transcript of the gene BI-1, whose product is annotated as bax inhibitor 1. Gene Ontology annotation, cellular component: mitochondrial membrane. Lineage: Eukaryota; Metazoa; Arthropoda; Insecta; Lepidoptera; Tortricidae. The record is from RefSeq and is a predicted model, not a curated record. Bases 122 to 826 code for a protein of 234 amino acids. The transcript is spliced from 5 exons. Gene Ontology annotation, molecular function: enzyme binding. Gene Ontology annotation, biological process: negative regulation of RNA splicing; cellular response to unfolded protein; negative regulation of apoptotic signaling pathway.